AUGCCUCACAAGCACAAGAGAAGGGAGAGGGAUGACUCCCACUUCGACCUCCCGCCAUCGGUGAUCGCUAAAGCACUACCAGUCCGCGAACAGCAACCCAAGCCCAAGCCCGGAAAAAAGCCACAGCCAAAGCAGCAGCAGCAGCCCAAGGGAAAAGCCCCGAAUGCCCCUGCUACUUCCCGGCGCAAGAAUGCCACGGAUAACGACACCCCCAAGGCUUUCCAGCGGCUGAUGCAAUACACAGCCAUGGGAAAGCGCCCCUCGGGACUGGAGACGGGAGAAAAGAAGCAGAAGCAAGACAACAAAAAGCGGAAGCGCGAAGCAGGAGAUACCCAGGAUGAGUCGUCAAAGAAGCCUGCGCAGGCGAAACCUCAAAAGACCGAAACCACCGACGACAAGGAAGCUAAGAGGGUCAUGCCUAAGAUUAUGCCUGGAGAGAGGCUGGCUGAUUUUGCUGCACGUGUUGACCGUGAAAUGCCACUUUCUGCGAUGACAAAGUCCAGCUCGGGUGGGCCCAAGGUCCGCGACCAUAAGAUGACCAAGCACGAGAAGCAUCUGCGACGACUACAAGCGGGCUGGCGUGAGGAGGAUGUUAAGAUCAAGGAGCGGGAACAGGCUGAGCGUGAGGAGCGUGAAGCUGAGAUGGAAGAGCAGCUUGAUAUUCUGAAGGAGUGGGAGGCUGAAGCACGGGGCGGAAAGGCCAAGAAGAAGGGAACAGUCCCGAAAAAGAAGAAGAAGGCUGGUGGUGCUGAGGAUAGUGGUGAUGAUGACCCCGAUCCAUGGGCAAAGCUGAAGAAGCGGGAUAAGGAGAGACAGACCAAUCCGUUUGAUGUUGCACAGGCGCCACCACAAUUGACGAAACCCAGGGAGGUUUUCAAGAUUCGUGGUGGAGCUCGGGUUGAUGUUGCCAACGUGCCGAACGCUGUUGGUAGCUUGAGACGUCGCGAGGAGCUGGCAACCGAGAGAAAGAACAUUGUGGAGGAAUAUCGGCGUCUGAUGGCCGAGAGACGCCAGUGA
Messenger RNA from Penicillium subrubescens, 1017 nucleotides. RefSeq lists its product as uncharacterized. Lineage: Eukaryota; Fungi; Ascomycota; Eurotiomycetes; Eurotiales; Aspergillaceae. The record is from RefSeq and is a predicted model, not a curated record. Bases 1 to 1017 code for a protein of 338 amino acids. The transcript is spliced from 2 exons.